AUAUAUAUAUAUAUAUAAUAUAUAUAUAUAUACGUGUGUAUGCAUGUAUACACACUCACACAUUUAUCUAUGUAAAAAAAGGAAUUAAUGAGGAAGGAUAAUGUUCAGAUCUAACAAACAUCUUGAAUCACGGAAGUAAGAAACCUAAAAUACUAUGCACACGCCAUCUUCGGGUACUAAAUUUUUAAAUGAAUGAAUAUACCACACCUCUGCUUCGGACUGACACUUUUACCGGAUGUCAGACCUCAUUGCAAAUAUUACAGAAAUAUUCCGUAUGGAAGACUUUUUGCUACCGCUGUAAUUGAAUUGAUUGCAAGCUGGGACUGAUACAUGGCUCAGAUCAUCCGACACAUGUAAGUGAAUUAUAAAGGAAGUCAUAUAUCAUGAGUAGAAACAAUGACGGAAGUAUACAGACACAAGUCAGACUGACGAUAUAUGUUGUGGUUAAGUUUGAUUAAUGGAAGAAUUAAUCAAUUUCAAAAAGAAUUCGUUGCGACAUUUGUUUUUAUUCGCCACAUUUUUCGAAGGUUGUUGUUGUAAUCAUGAGGCUCAACACGAUGAUGAUGUCCGGCAUACAAUGUUACUACGUAGGUAAGACAACCCUACUUGAUCGACAAGAAUAUUCGGAUCUAUUCCCAUUGCUGAUAUAGUGUGACAUACAGAAAGAAAAUUAACUCAGCACUUAUAUACUUAUAUAUAUAUAUAUAUAUAUAUAUAUAUAUAUAUAUAUAUAUAUAUAUAUAUAUAUGUAUGUAUGUAUAUAUCUGCGAAAAAAACAUGGUUUCAAACACACCCAUAUCUUUCUGUUUACCCUCCUCUGCUCAUUUCAUUAAAUCAUUAUCCCUUACUAUGAUAUCUAAUAUAUUUUCUUAGUGAAAACAUCGCACUUACUCCAAUGCUUUUUUCUUUCAUAUAUUUUACUUCAUUUUAUCAGAGUUUUUCUGAUUAUUUUAUACCAUUAAUAUGGUUUAUUUCAUAUUUUAUGAAAAAACUGCAUACAAUAAGAUGAAAAUAAAACAUAUACCCGCCCGAUAUUUGGAAGUAUCAAUCAACUUUAAACAGCAAAGUAGAUUAUUUUCCUCAUAAACACAAUAUCGAUUCUCUGAAAACUGAAUGUUUCAGAAAUGUUAUCACACAAAUAUUUAAUAUGCAAUUAAAUUUUUAGAACAUACCGAACCCCGACCUUAUAUACUCAAAAGUAUACAAAUCAGAAACCAUACAGUGGUUUACGUUAAAAUAACAAGUAAUAAGCGAAAAAACUGAUAAAUUCAUGAUAAAUUCAUGCUUUGCAAUUAAUAAUUAGGGCUUGAUUAUUUUUCAUCCUCCCAUUCACUAUCGUGGUUAUUUAAUAUUAUUAUUAUUAUUAUUAUUAUUAUUAUUAUUAUUAUUAUUAUUAUUAGUAUUAUUAUUAUUAUUAUUAUUAUUAUUAUUAUCAAAGCUGCCCACUGUCAUCCCGCUGCAAAAUGUAGCGAAAAAUCAUCAAUACAUGUAUGUAUAUAUACAUAUAUGAAAUUUCAUAUUUAUGAUAUGCAUAAUAUGUAUAUAUACUGUCAAUGAAGUUACAUAUAACACACACACACACACACCACAGAAUAAAUAUAACUAUAAUAUCGCAGUCCUCUACACCAAAAAUCUCUCCCACUCACUUUCCUGUUUUCUCCUUAUCUAGUCCUGUAUUUACACAUCACUCUCUCGUCUGUAUAUAACCUAACCUACAAUCUCCCCUCCAUCCUUUCUUUCCCCACCGUCAAUCAUUUCCUCUUUGUUGCUUAAAUUGUGUAUAGUGCAUGUCGUUGCAGGCGGCAGCGACAGAAAACACUGGAAAAAGAGAUAGUGUAUCAUUAUUAUCAUUAUCACCACACUUUCUUGUAACAGCAUCAUCGUCAUCAACAUUAACGUCGUCAUCAAAGUUAAUGCUAUCACCACAAUAAUCAUCAUCAUCAUCAUCUUCACCCUUAGCAUUAACUUCAUCUUCCUCUACCUCCUCAUAAUCAGCCAUCAGCACAACUGUCACAACUAUCACAAACGAUUCCAGGGAAUGUUACUACUAUAAACACGACAACAACAAUUGAUAAUAUUAUUGCAAUGAUGUUACCAUUAUUACUAAGACGGUUACGUCUACUUUUACCACACCUUCCUUGAAACUUUUCUCCAAAUACGAACAUUUGAGAGACAGAGGGCGAAUAUAAAGAGUGGUAGUCAGAGGGUGAGAAAGACAGACAAAAUAAAGGGGGAAAAGGAGUAAAAAAAAGACACAAUAAAAUCAUUGUGCUAUACAAUAAUGUUGACCAGAUUCGCAAACGGACACCAUCAUGUCACAUGUGCAAAAGUGGCAUCGUUAAUACAAAUGGUUUUAAUUGGAUUUUCAUCAGUAAUUGGUGUUAUUAUGCCGAGCAUCAUGUCGACACAAAUACCGAGAUUUCUUCCGACCCCAACCAAUGUCACAUACAGACGAGGACAAUUAGCAACGUUGCGGUGUUCCGUAGAUAAAUUGGGAACAAAAUUUGUUGUGUGGCGGAAGGCGAGUGACCCGAACCCUCUAACCGUCGGGAGAGAAAAAUUCGCUGAUGAUCCGUAUAUAGGGGUCAGUCAUCAGGCAACUAACUGGAACCUAAUCAUAAAAAAUGUGCAACCACGGCAUGCCGGUGUGUACGAAUGUCAAGUCUCUUCUGUCCAUCAGCUAAUACGACAUAUCAUGUUACGAGUUGUAGAUAACACAGUAAAAAAGAACGGUUUUCUCACGAUAUCGGGAAGCAGUUCUGUCACACGAGGUUCUGCCAUUUCUUUGAUGUGUAACUCAUCAGGAGGUGACAGCCGGUCUCGUGAUAUUAACUGGUAUAAAGAAGGAACUAAGAUAUAUUCGAAUCGAGACAAUCGAAUUUUGACGACUAAAUACACAUCGGCAGAUAAAGUUACAGUCAGUUCUUUAAGAAUUGAAAACAGUCGGUUAGAGGAUGGAGGUGUGUACGUCUGCCGUACGCCCAACAAAGCGUCCAUUACUAUUGAUGUUAAGGUACAUAAUAGUUCGGGAACCACUGUGAAUGGAACUUUCGUUAAAAGAGAAGAACACAAAGCCGGCUCUGAGCAGGCUUACAGGGGUGAUAAUAAUCUUUUUGAGUCGUCUGCUGAUAAUGCAAAUGAUAUUCAAAUUCCUGGAAUAGAACCAACACAAACGACCAACGGACAAAUAUCUAACUCACAGUUCACGCCACAGUUGCCUUGUUUCCUUCUACUAUUUUACUUACUUAUAUAUUCAACAGAACAUCUGUAGCAACGGACAAGAGUGCGUGAGCAAAUAUGGUGGCCUUUUUGAUUAAUAUUAUCAGAUUUGGUCUGAAGAUCAAAUUUCAGCCAGACUGCUUAACUUGCAGGGGGAAUUCCACAAGCAGGAGGACCUGGCAGAUGGUUUGAUACAAUGAUGGAAGUCCGCUUGAGCCGUAAAUCAAGUCUUAAGUCAUUAGAAACUUUGACUGGGCUGAAAUGAAUCCAGUCAAAGAUCAUUUGAUCCGUUAAGAAGUUGUCGCUUCGAUACGACCAGAAUGUUAACGCUAAGACUGACAGCAAAAGAACGAAAAUGUAACACACACAUAACAUUUAUGUAAGCGUAGAUAUAUGCAUAUAUAUAUAUAUAUGCAUAUAUAUAUAUACAUUUACACACAUAUACAUAUAUAUAU
Molecule: messenger RNA, 3674 nt
Organism: Octopus sinensis (East Asian common octopus)
Lineage: Eukaryota; Metazoa; Mollusca; Cephalopoda; Octopoda; Octopodidae
Product: protogenin A-like
Exons: 13
Coding region: 2282-3271 (329 amino acids)
Biological process (GO): synapse organization
Cellular component (GO): neuron projection membrane
Source: RefSeq, a predicted model, not a curated record